Clonostachys solani is the source of this 810-nucleotide messenger RNA. NCBI's taxonomy places the organism in Eukaryota, Fungi, Ascomycota, Sordariomycetes, Hypocreales, Bionectriaceae. The record is from the annotation of a GenBank genome assembly.
AUGAAGUCCGCCGUUGCUCUCGGUCUCCUCGUCGGUGCUGCCGUCGCCAAGCCUCACGGCCACAACCACCUCCACAAGCGCCAGGUCACCGUCGUCGAGACCGAAGUCGUCGAGGUGACGGCCACCAUUCUGGUUGCUCAGGACGGAUCCCGCGAGACCGUUGCUCCCGCCGUCCAGCCCACCACCGACGCCAAGUUCUUCGAAGUCUCGACAACCUCGAGCCCCAGCUCCUCUGCUCCUCCUAGCACCACCUCUACUUCUACCUCUACCUCCACCUCUACUACCUCUACCACCUCGACAACCUCUUCAUCCAGCUCGAUUGUCAUCCCAUCGUCGACCUCCACCUACGUUGCCCCUAUCCCAACCACUACUAGCAGCAUUGUCAUCGAGGUCCCUACCACCACGAUCGCCCCCAUUGUUGUUCCUACCACUACUUCGCAGGCUCCUGUCCCCACCACCUCCGCAUCUUCCGGCGGUGGCAGCGGCCAGGUCCUGUCUGGUGACGGCACCUACUUCAAGAUCGGCCUCGGCUCCUGCGGUGGCACCAACUACGCCGGACAGGAUCUCAGCCAGCCAGUAGUCGCCCUCGCCGCUGCCUACUACAGCGACGCGGCCGCCAAGGGCAUCAACCCCUGCGGAAAGACCGUCCACAUCACCGCCAAGAACGGCAACACCGCCACCGGUAUCGUGAGCGACAAGUGUCCCGAGUGCACAAUCGGCAGCAUCGAUCUCUCAGAGAUGCUCUUCGUCCAGCUUUUCGGCGAUACCGGUGUCGGUCGCGGCGAGCUGAGCUGGACCAUCGACGCAUAA